Molecule: messenger RNA, 2876 nt
Organism: Labrus bergylta (ballan wrasse)
Lineage: Eukaryota; Metazoa; Chordata; Actinopteri; Labriformes; Labridae
Gene: parpbp
Product: PARP1 binding protein
Biological process (GO): negative regulation of double-strand break repair via homologous recombination
Cellular component (GO): chromatin
Source: RefSeq, a predicted model, not a curated record
UGGCGUCUCCUAAUUUUGUUUGCUUCAAGCUGAUUGGUCAAGAGCAACACACGUCAUCAGUGAUUUAAAAUUUCAAAAACAGCUGCUUCUCGUCGUGGACGUGUGUUUCUCGGACGCGAACAACUGCAAUAUUACAGGAAAACAUGGAGGCUUUAGGUGACAGUAUGAAGGUGGUGGUGAAGGUUUUUAGGAGAGAGUGCCACAGGGUUUUAGACUCUGAGAGGACCACCAUUCAUGGAGCUGAUGGCAUGCACAUGGUGCUGCAGCUGGCCAUGGCUGAAGUGAAAAAGCAGCGCGGCGGAGAGUUCAAAGUGGCCCUGAGUGAUGUCCUGAUGGCCUGGAAACACUUACUGUUAGACAAACUUCACCUGCCGCCCCCCGACUCUGCACGCCUGGAGAACUAUGAUCUCAUCCGCGAGGCUUACGACUCCUUCCUGAAACGCUCCAACACGGUGGACCUGCUCGAUAUCUUCUCCAUGUACAAACAGCUGAGGCUGGCGGACUCGGAUCCAGAUGAGCCCGUGAGCCCGAUCCAGAUGUUUGAAUUCUUAUCUGGCAACAUGGAGGUCUCCGGGUUGCCAGACUCCUCAGUCCCGUCAACACCGUCUAGUAGUCAAAGCAGGCGCUGCAGCUCACAGGUAAAAAUGGCAGUGAGAAGGGUUUUCUGCUCCUAUCUGAGUCUGCUCGUGAACGCCAAGAACGACAUGGCCUCGGCGCUGACCCUCGACGUCCCCGACCGCGCUCUGGGACGGCAGGCUUUCACCGACGUGAAGCACGCCGCGCAGAACGACAACACUUCUCUCUUCCUGGCUGUGACAUCUUUUGUGAGGGCCAUCCAGCUCGGAGGGAAGGGCUACGCUCCAGCUGAGUCCGACCCGCUGAGGAAACAUGUCAAGGGCCUGUCGGACUUUGUCCAGUUUAUAGACAAUCUGGAAGAAAUACUGGGGGAGGUUCCUGACCCAAGUGUGUGUGGAGCCAAGCUGGUGACCGCCAUCAGGUCUGUGCUCGUGAAGGGACGCAGCAGCGAGGACGCCGUCUACGCUGCAGCAGAAGAGACGACGACGGAGCUGAAGGAGAGGGUCCGCCAGCUCCACCUGAUCCAGAGACAGAGCGCUGAUGGAAGCGGGACGGGGAUAAGCCCUGCCAGGCCAAAAGCCUACGCAGUCAAUCACGCCACGGCGUACGGAGGUCGGGACACGGUGAAGGUGCUGAUGGCGCUGCUGGAUGAAGACGCUCUGAAGCCUCCGUGCAGGAACAAAGCAGAUCUGCUGUCCGAGGAUCAGCCCGUCCUCAGCGGAGCGGAGGGGACCUGCAUCCUCACGCUGUUCAGAUCCCCUGAAGUGUCCACUGGUUGUUCUCCAGAACCUCUGAGAAACCGAGUCCAGAGCCGACUAGACCUGCUCAAGCCCAAGGCCGAAGACAAAGUCAUUCGAUCCCAGUUUGCGUGCACAUACAAAGAUGAAGAACUGCCCCUGAACCGCGUGCUGGAGUUCCCCAGCACCAGCCAGGUCCCGUCCUGUGUGCACGCGGCGCCCAAACCCAAAACCCCUCCAGCUGUGGAUGAGGAGACAACAACAGACGUGCCUACUUCCAUCUCUGAAAAUAAGAAACAGAGCAGUGAACAGCGGGGAGUCGCGCUCGGGCCAAGAAGUGGAAAUGCCCAACACGGACUCGCGGGAAGUAGAAAGAAAACUGGCGCUCGGAUGCAAAACAAGGGCAACAAGAGGAAGCAGGUGGAUUCUGACCAGCAGGGGGGAUCAGAAAAUGAGCCUCCACAGAAAAAACAGCCAACUAGUGUCUCUGUGAAAGUACCCAGCAAGAAUGUGGGCAAGACCUCGAGUAAGAAAAAGCUGAUAGCAGGGCAGGGGAAACUUACCAGCUUCUUCAGAGUUUGACGAUUAUUUGUUCUGCUUUCAUGCUGUUGCGGUGGACAGACUGUAGAACGACGUUCAGCACGGAAGGUCGUUCGUUUUUGUUUUUGUUUGUAAUCUGGUGUUGCAGGGGGAUUUCCAAAUGAGGCUUUCAAACAGUCUGAUAAAUGUGUUCAGGAAACGGCUUCACAAGGAACUAAGCGAUUAACGGUAGAUGAAGGAGUUCAAAACUGCGGUCGACUCUGUACAUUACACAGAGCCGGAGCUAGCAUCGGUUUCGCUUAAAAGUAAGCUGGAGCUAGCUAGCUUACUUAUUUUAGCGAAGGACUAGAAGCAGGUGUAUACAGCUGGCGAGCUAAAACCUGCAGCUACAUUUAGAGAUCUGGCAAGCGUAUUUCAAAAACUUCAGACAGAACAAGCCAAACUGUUUGACCCCUUAUUGCAGAUUUUUAAGCUAAAACUAAGCUAACGCUGCUCGCUGUAGCUAUAGCUAUAUAGAGUUAAUAUCUAUCUCUAUAGGGUGAUUAAUAUAUAAUGUGUUGGUUAGCUUCAGGUAGUCUGGUAAAGUUUUGUUAGGCUACAUUUAAAAACAGUCUAAGCUAACUGGUUCCCUGAUUUCCAGUCUUUUUGCUGAGCUAUGCUAAUCCCUAGCUUUAAAUUUAGCAUCGCACCGAUACUCUCAUUUGUCCCUCGGAUCGAGGCUGAACAUGUGUGCUGCCUCCAAUUGAUUUAUUUGAUUAAUAUAUUUAAUUGAUUUCUUUGUAAAGAAGUCAAAUGACUGUGUUUAUAAAUAACAAUCGUUAGCACAAUUUUCGCUGAUUCAUUUUCUGUCAAUGAAACAGAUUCAUUGAUUUCACCCAAACUGCAACAACAGCUUUUACCUGUCGAGGAGUUUUUUUGUAAAACGCACCUCCAACCUCCAGUUGUAUAGUUUAUAUUUAACCAUGAAAUCUGUAAAUAUGAUGCAAAUGUUUCCUUUUAAAUAAACUUUUAUUUUUUUUUGUA